AUGCUUACGGAUGAACAAUAUGCUAGUGAAAACAUUUCAGAGCUCACUUCUCCAACUCAAACACCACAUGUAGAAGCUACAAAUGCGGUUGGGGUGGAUAGUGAUGUUGAUGAAGAUGAAGAUACACAAGAUGCUAAUGACAAAGCUAUAAGAGAAAGCGCUCCAUCUCAAAUUUUCAACAAUGUUGCAGAGUUGGAUCCGAUUUUGCUUGAUUCUUGGAGGACUUGGUCCAACAACCACUCUUUUGAUGGUGAAUUUGCUAUUGGUCAAGAGUUUGAUUCUUUAGCGCAAUUGAAAGACAUAGUCAAAGGUUAUUCCAUAGCUAAAAAUCAUUCAUUUAAGGUGUUGGAGAGUGAGACCACAAAAUACGUAGUUGAGUGUAAAAGAAAGAGUUCAUGCAAAUGCUCAUGGAGGUUACGUGCAAUCAAGGAUCCUUGUCUUGCUUCAUUCAGAAUUGUGAGGUAUAAUGGCCCUCAUGCAAGUAAUUAUUUGGGUGAUAUAAACUCAAUCGAUCAUCCUCUUCUCUCCUCUGAUUUUGUAUGCAAUGAGAUAAAAGAUCUUAUUCGUGCCGAUCCUUCUUUGAAAAUCUGUGUUAUUGUGCAAGCGGUGAAAGACAAGUUUAAGUAUACCAUCAUUUACAAGAGAGCUUGGUCAGCGAAGCAAAAGGCUAUUGCAAGCAUUUUUGGUGAUUGGGAGAAAUCUUACGAAGAGUUGCCUAGGUACAUGCAAGCAUUGAAGGAGUCUAAUCCGGGAACCGUAGUGGAAUGGUGUACCUUGGCUUCUAAUGAAGAUCCUUCUGUUCACAUUUUUUUGAGAGUGUUUUGGGCAUUCAAGCCUUCCAUCGAUGGCUUUAAGCACUGUCGACCCCUAAUCACCAUAGAUGGAACUCAUUUGUAUGGUAAGUACAAGGGCACGUUACUCAUAGCCAUGGGUACAAAUGCGAAUUCUCAAUUGUUCCCUCUUGCUUUUGCUAUUGUUGAAAGUGAAAAUGGUGAGAGUUGGAAAUGGUUCAUGAAAUGCAUUCGGCAUUUAGUUACUCAGAGGGAAGAUUUGUGUGUCAUUUCUGAUAGACAUGCAGGGAUUUUGCAAACAAUGAAUGAGGUCAAUAUUGGGUGGGAGGAGUCGUGUGCCCACCACCGUUUUUGUACUCGUCACCUUGCCUCUAAUGUCAACACUCAGUUCAAGAAUGCUUAUGUGAAGAACCUUUUCGGAAAAGCCGCAGAUGCUCGUCAAAGAAAGAAGUUUGAUUACUACUUGGGAAGAAUUGGUGAAUUGAAUGUUUAA
Molecule: messenger RNA, 1284 nt
Organism: Spinacia oleracea (spinach)
Lineage: Eukaryota; Viridiplantae; Streptophyta; Magnoliopsida; Caryophyllales; Amaranthaceae
Exons: 2
Coding region: 1-1284 (427 amino acids)
Source: RefSeq, a predicted model, not a curated record